GUGAGGAACCACACGUGAGAAGCGUGGAAAAAUAUCGUUCAACAUGGAUUUCGAAGUGCAAGCUGAAUCGGAGAAUAAAACCAAGAAACAGAAGAAAAAGUCUAAAAAUCAAAAGAAACAGAAAAUAGUACACGAGGAGGCUGCUGAAAAUUCCGUUGGCAAAGAGUCUGAAAAUGUUGAUACUCCACCAGAAACGGCGUUCCCUCCGACAUUUAGCGUGUCAGAAAUAAAAAACAAACAACGCAGACACUUUAUGUUCAUGAAAUUCAAACAGGAGAAACGAAAGGAAAAGUUGGCAUUGAAGAAGAAAAGGAAAAAGGAGAGGGAAGCCCUUGGUGACGCAGCACCUCCAAAGCCAGUCCCUAAAACAAUAGAAAAUCAGAGGAUUUAUGAUGAAACCACAGUGGAUCCAGAAGAUGAAGAGGUAGCAUUUGAUGAAGGAACAGAUGAGUUUUCAGCUUACUUUAACCGACUGACAAAUCCAAAAGUGCUCAUCACUACUUCAGACAGACCUAGAGGGAGAACAGUGAGAUUCUGUGAACAGCUUGCUACUGUUAUACCAGAUUCACAUGUGUACUACCGAAGGGGUUUGGCUUUGAAGAGGAUCAUUCCUCAGUGUAUAGCCAGAGGGUUCACAUACCUCAUGGUAAUAAACGAAGAUCGCAAGGUACCCAAUGGCCUAGUACUUUGUCAUCUUCCGGAUGGACCCACUGCACACUUCAAAGUGAGCAGUGUUAGACUCCGCAAGGAAAUGAAGAGACGAGGCAAAGACCCAACAGACCACUCACCAGAAGUGAUACUGAACAACUUCACCACACGGCUGGGUCACAGCAUUGGACGCUUGUUUGCUGCUCUUUUCCCCCAUGAUCCACAGUUUGUUGGUCGGCAGGUUGCUACCUUCCAUAACCAACGAGACUUCAUCUUUUUCAGAUUUCACAGGUACAUCUUCAAGAAUGAAAAGAGAGUGGGUAUUCAAGAGCUAGGACCACGCUUCACCCUGAAACUCCGCUCUCUCCAAAAAGGAACAUUUGAUUCCAAGUUUGGAGAGUAUGAAUGGGUUCACAAGCGUCAUGAGAUGGACUCCAGCAGAAGAAAAUUCCAUCUUUGAAUGGAAAAACGUGGCUCUUGCCAUUCAUUCAACUGCAUUCAUGUUAAACAGUGGUGGUUUGGGAGUGUCACUGAAAUGGCAUUCAUUUAAAACCUGUUUCAGUGUUUGCAAACCUUGACAAAAUGUAUAUUAAAACCUAUUUUAUAAAAC
Molecule: messenger RNA, 1258 nt
Organism: Megalops cyprinoides (Indo-Pacific tarpon)
Lineage: Eukaryota; Metazoa; Chordata; Actinopteri; Elopiformes; Megalopidae
Gene: rpf1
Product: ribosome production factor 1 homolog
Exons: 9
Coding region: 44-1108 (354 amino acids)
Biological process (GO): maturation of LSU-rRNA; maturation of 5.8S rRNA
Cellular component (GO): preribosome, large subunit precursor; nucleolus
Molecular function (GO): rRNA primary transcript binding
Source: RefSeq, a predicted model, not a curated record